Messenger RNA from Darwinula stevensoni, 2254 nucleotides. NCBI's taxonomy places the organism in Eukaryota, Metazoa, Arthropoda, Ostracoda, Podocopida, Darwinulidae. The record is from the annotation of a GenBank genome assembly.
GAAUUAUCAAAGAUCCCUCAUAAGAUCCAGCAGAAGCAGUCCGCUGCAAUUAUUUCAGUCUGGAAGAAUAUGACUGUCCAAGACUUGGCUGCUGCAAUGGGCAGAGACAUUGACCAGGUCUUCGAGGCUAUGCUGUAUGUGGAGAAUGCCGAUGCGUAUGACUCUCCAACAUCCCAGAUCAAUCAGUUGGGAGUGAUAGUGGAGACAGUUAAGAGAUGCGGAAUGCGAUGUGUGACCAUUGCAAGCCCAGAUUCCAUUCAUGAUUUCUCCUCUGAUUCAAAAGAUGUCACUCGACGGCCUCCUCCUGACCGAAAGAUGAUGGUGAAAUGUCCACCUGUUGUCACCAUCAUGGGACAUGUGGACCAUGGAAAAACCACAUUGCUUGAUUCUCUCAGGCAUUCUCAUAUUGUGGAAACUGAAUAUGGUGGGAUUACCCAACAUAUUGGAGCCUUUUCAGUGAAAUUGGAGACAGGGGAAAGUGUGACCUUCUUGGACACACCAGGACAUGCAGCUUUCAGUGCUAUGAGAGCACGUGGAGCCACUGUCACUGACAUUGUUGUACUUAUUGUUGCUGCUGAUGAUGGUGUGAAGGAACAAACCAUUGAGUCUCUUCACCUUGCUAGAGAAGCUCAAGGUGCCAUUCUCCCAUUUUCCCUUCUUGAUCUGAUUCUUUACAUAUCAACUCAUACUGAAGACUCCUUUCUUCCAGUUCCCAUCAUUGUGGCAAUUAACAAGAUUGACAAAGUGGGUGUGGACCUGAAGGAACAACGGAAGAGAGUCCGAGAGGAAAAAAAAGAGCUGAAAGAAAUUGAGGUAAAGAAGAGGAAGGACGAACGGAAGGCCAAGAAGAACCAACAGAAGAGUGUUGCUGGUGAACCAGAGAGAGUUACGGGGAAACCGAAGAAAAGGAUUAAAGAAGAUAUGGUGACUGUGACUAACGUUGGACUGACAAAGAAGCCCGGAGAAAACAAGAGCACCAAAGGACUGCGACUCACUGAACGCUGCAAACGAAUGCUAUUGGGGCAAGGCUUGGACUUGGAGGAAUUUGGGGGGGAUGUCCAGUGUAUCCCAAUCUCUGCACUGGAGGGGAAGAACUUGGAUCUUCUCAUCGAUGCCAUUCUCACUCAGGCUGAAAUCAGUGACAUUCGAUGUGACCCAAAGGGUCCAGUUGAGGGAGUCAUUAUUGAAUCUUGCACUGAUCCUGGCAGAGGGAAGUUAUGUACAGCCAUCAUCCAGAGAGGUACCUUGUACAAGGGAACUAUUUUAGUAGCUGGAGAAGCAUGGGCUAAAGUGAGGUCCAUGUUCAACGAUCAAGGUCUUCCUAUUUUGGAUGCUCCUCCUGCUACCCCAGUAGAGAUUGUUGGCUGGAGAGAACUACCUUCAGCUGGAGAUGAGAUCCUUGAAGUCCCCUCUGAAAAAAAAGCCCAUGAGGUUGUUGCAUGGAGGAGGCAUGUUCAUCUCCAAGAAAAAGGAGACCAGGACUUAAGUGCCAUCCAGGAGAAAAUGGAAGAGCACUUAAGAGUGUAUAAGGCUGAACUGGAGGAAAGGAGGAGACUCAGGGUUCGAAGGCUCAGGCGAAGGGGGCUUCGACCAAAAGAAAAUCCUUCAUUCCCAGAUGAUAACUCCAGACUGGCCAUUGUCAUCAAGGGAGAUGUUGAUGGAUCGGUUGAAGCCAUCUUGGAUGUCUUGGACACUUACCAUUCUCCUCUCUGUCAUCUUGACAUCAUCCACUAUGGAAUUGGUGCAGUUUCUAUGAAGGAUAUUGAAUUUGCAGAAGCGUUCCAAGGUCAGUCCCUGGGAGUCCAACUGUGUGAUUCUGCCCUUUUUCCUUCCUUCACUUUUCCUUAUUCAUUGCUAGGUGAAGCUGAUGUUUUGCAAGAGUUCCUUGUCUCUGAGGGCCGCAAGAAAAUUCCUGUUGCGGGUUCUCGGUGUACCAAGGGAGUGCUGAAAAAAUCUGCAAAUUUUCGAGUCCUUCGAGGGGGAAAUAUAUUGCAUGAAGGAAGUCUUUCAUCAAUGCGGCACUUGAAGAAUGAAGUGGAUGCCAUCAAGAAGGACACAGAGUGUGGACUUUGUUUCCAAGAUAUUUCUCUGCGCUUUCAACCUGGAGAUACCAUAAUAUGCUUUCAGAUUGUCAAACAGCCUCAAAAGAUUGACUGGGACCCUGGCUUUUGAAUUUGAAACUUUGCAUAAUACAGGCUUCUCUGUCUAAUGUACCUGUUACUACCCCUUUGGUGGGGAAUUUCUUGAACAGACA